This is a messenger RNA of Trichoplusia ni (cabbage looper), 919 nucleotides long. RefSeq lists its product as uncharacterized. The record is from RefSeq and is a predicted model, not a curated record. Lineage: Eukaryota; Metazoa; Arthropoda; Insecta; Lepidoptera; Noctuidae. Bases 70 to 873 code for a protein of 267 amino acids. The transcript has 2 exons.
AAAGCGUCUAUACGUUCCGGAGCAGGUGCUGAUGAUGUGUUUCAGCCAAUAUGGUUUCCUUUUGAAACUAUGGAAAGAUUUUUAGGCACACUGUAUGACGUGGAAGAAACAAUUAACACGGAACAAAGGAAUUAUCAAGCUGAGCAUGAGGCACAAUCUCCAGAUGUCGAACCGCUACUUCAAUCACCACUACCAUACCAGCAAAUCAGUUCGCCGUCACAGUCAGUUCCUUCGCCAUCACAGGCAGACCCAUCAUCGACACCAGUAUAUAAUAGGCCAAAAAAAGGCAAAAAAAGACCAAUCCUUGACAUAGAUGAGGCUCAAAAUAAAAUAUCUCAGACUUUAGACACUUUGAACCAAGUGUUAAAAGAUAAAAAUACUCAUACAAGUGAAAAGAAUGAAGACGAGUGUGAUCUUUACGCGAAACUCUUAGCUAAAAGAUUACGAAAAUAUCCCGAGUCAAUGCGGGGAAGAAUUAUGUACCAAAUAGAUGGGUUAUUUUUGCAAAAUCCUUAUCCAACCAUCGACCAUCAAGUUGAUCGACCAUCAAGUGUCUUCUCAAAUCGUUCAUCGGUAACGUCAUCGCAAUCACAGUAUUCAGAUUAUCAAAUCACAUCAAACCCACCGAUUCAACAAUCUCAACUUGUUUAUAUUCAACCAACGGUACAGUCUGACACACCAGUAGAGAUCAGAGAAAUAAGCCAGGAAAAUAAUGACAUUUCAGCUUCUCCACGCCAAAUGAUGCUACAAACUUCAUCAACACAAUAUGUCUUGCCACCAAGAGUACUGUCCAGAUUACCGGAAAGACGUGUUACACCUCAAAACCAAAUGAAUGUGAUAGAAAGAGCCUACUGGGAUGCUAGCCAGAAUUGAAUUAUAAUUAUUUUAUUUGAAUAUAAUAAAACAUAAUUUUAAAAUA